AAGCCACUCAAAAGCCAAAAAUCUUCUCCACAAGCAGCGAGAAAUAUUGUCGCCUGGAAAUCGAGGAGGAACAUGCCAGCAGUGCUCAGCAAAAUCUUCCGUGUUCAGAUGUCAUCGAGCUGAAGGCUUCCAUCAAAGAAAGUCCCCAGGAUGCGCCGCUUCUUGGUCAACUCCAGAGCAGCAUUCCCCAGCUAUGGGCAAAAAGCAAGAUAUCUCUCGCCAACUGGCUGUUUUACCUCCUUUACAACUUCCAAAUACUACUGUUCACACGGACAAUGCUAUUAUUCUUGACGAACCCGAUUCUCCGCUCCCUGAUGCCCUCCUAGAUGAUACCACGAGCGUCCUCGACGACGGACGCGUCUCUCUCAACUUCGAUUCAAAACUUGCGCAGGUUUUUGCGAAGCUUAUUGAAGCAUCCGAGGAUGAAGAAGACACCGUUGAACCCCCACCGGCAUACUCAACCAUCUCGCAACUAGACUCGUGGAAACUGCCUCUGAAUAUUGUGAUCCAGAUUGUUGGUAGUCGUGGGGAUGUUCAGCCGUUUGUUGCUCUCGGGCAGGAACUACUGCGUCACGGGCAUAGAGUGCGCCUGGCCACACACAGCGUCUUCAGAGAGUUUGUUGAAAAUGCUGGGUUGGAGUUCUACUCUGUCGGAGGCGAUCCUGCCGAACUGAUGGCGUACAUGGUCAAGAACCCAGGGUUGCUUCCUCGCAUGAAGGCCCUGCGAGAAGGAGACGUCAGCAAGAAUAGGCAGAUGAUUCGCGAGAUCCUUGAAGGGUGCUGGGCUUCAUGCAUUUCACCUUCAGAUAAUGGAGAUCCGUUCGUUGCCAAUGCCAUUAUCGCCAACCCUCCAUCCUUUGCCCACAUUCACUGUGCUCAAGCACUUGGAAUUCCGCUCCACAUUAUGUUCACCAUGCCCUGGAGCCCAACCCGAGCAUUCCCUCAUCCUCUAGCGAACAUCAGGAAUGGCAAUACCGACCCGAAGCUAGCAAACUACAUCUCAUACGGCAUGGUCCAAUUGUUGACCUGGAAUGGGUAGGGCAGGUCCGCCUUUUCGACGAUGCCCUGCUGACUUCUCCCCGAGAAUUGGCGACAUUGUACAGAAUUGGAGGAAAUCGAUUGAUCUCGAAGCCAUACCAAUGUCCGAAGCUCCUUUCCUCAUGGAGACUCUCCAAGUUCCUCACACCUAUUGCUGGUCUCCCGCGUUAGCCCCCAAGCCCAAAGACUGGGGCAUGCAUAUCGACGUCUGCGGGUUUCUACUUCGAGAUCCCACGCCCUACACUGUACCUGUUGAUCUCGAGGAAUUUCUGAGGUCGGGGCCGACCCCCAUCUAUAUUGGCUUUGGCAGUAUCGUGGUCGAGAACCCCGAAAAAAUCCUUCAAAUACUGCUUGCUGCUGUCAAAGAAUGUUGUGUGCGCGCCAUUAUCUCGAAGGGGUGGAGCAACCUGGAAAGCGAAGCUGUUGAUGAAAAUGUCUUCUUCCUUGGGGAAUGUCCACAUGAGUGGUUGUUUCAACAAGUCUCUGUGGUGGUCCAUCAUGGCGGUGCUGGGACUACAGCUUCCGGGCUGAUGCAUGGCCGCCCAACCGUCAUUGUGCCAUUCUUUGGAGAUCAGCCAUUUUGGGGCAACGUGGUUGCCACCUCACGGGCUGGACCACCUCCAAUUUCUUACAAGAAACUCAAUAGCAAGAAUUUGAGCAAUUCCAUCCGCUAUUGCCUGCGUGAAGAGACUCAAAGCGCUGCGAAAGAUGUGGCUGUCAAGAUGGCUGCUGAGAUGGGCGUCAAAACAGCUGUUCAUUCAUUUCAUCGCCAUUUGCCAGUUGACGACAUGGGUUGUGAUCUGAUCAACGGAUUACCCGCUACUUGGGUGUACAGGAAAUCGAAGACACAUCUCAAAAUCUCUGGGGCUGCGGCUGAAAUCUUGAUCCAAGCCAAGAGGAUCAAGGCCGACGACCUUCGAUUGUACAAAUCAAAACCAUUCACAAUUGAAAACCGCCGGUGGGACUUUCUUACUAGCUCACUCGCUGUCUCGAUGGAGAUGUCAUACGAUAUUCUGGCCGCUGUCAGCGGAUUCUGGAGAAACCCACGAGCAGUCCGCAAGCAGAAAGACAAAGAACGCGCGUUAGGUCGUGCCUCGUCUCAUCAGUCCGAGCCUGGUCUAGAUAUAGAUUCGGGGGAAGGUUCAAGCAAACAAAUCGCGAAGAUGGUGGGGGCCUCUGCCAUGAGCCUCUCUCAGAUUACAGGAAUAGUGAUAAAGGGAUCGUUGGUCGACAUCCCGGUCGCUGUUGCCGAAGGCUUGCGGAAUACGCCGAAGCUCUACGGCCAGGAAGUGCCUGAUCACGCCGCCGUGACUGACUGGAAAAGCGGCCUCAAAGUCGCGGGAACGACUUUUGUCCAUCAAAUGGGCCAAGGACUGACGGACUUGAUGGUGCAGCCGGCAAAGGGUUUGGCCAAAGAAGGGAUUAUUGGCUUUGGCAAAGGGAUCGGUAAAGGGGCAUUGCAGACUGCGACGAAACCAACAUCAGCAUGCAUGGGCCUUAUCGGCUACACUGGCCAAGGGAUCUACAAGUCAAUUUAUGCUGCAGUUCACUCGAAGACCAAAAAGUCGGUGGCCUCCGCCCAGCGAGUGCAGGAUAAGUAUUUCAUCCGUGCGAACGGUAUGGAUAUAAGCACGGGACAAGUCGUGGAUGAAUUUGACAGACUCUGUCGACGGUGGCUUAAGUCUGAGUCUGGCGGUCCUAACGGCGGCCUAACUCCAACGGUUGUAUCCAGGACAGCAAGUUUUGUUUCGACCCAAACGCAAUCCAUGUCAUCUGCGACGCCCAUUCCAACCGACAACCAAGCAACAGCUUACCGAUAUAUCACCCCGCCCGGCGACCCCCCAGCGUCUUCUCCGUAAACCUGCUGAACGAUGACUACUCUAGGUUCACAAUACAGGUCAUCACAUAUGGCUUAGGUGAGCAGUCCGACAAGCUGGGAGGGGCAGAAUGUCAUCAAGACAAAUGAUUUUGACACAUCGGCAACACCAGCGAGAAUCUUGAUGAAGCCUAGUGGGCAAGUGCUCUAAGAACCAGAUUUGUCAAUACGACACUUCAAAAGUUGUUGUGAUUGUGUCUCAGCUAGCUGGAACAUUCUGCUUUCCGCAAAAGCAUGGCUGGACAACACAACUAUAUGCCGGCGACCGGAUCACCUACUCUGUGGAAGCGUGGGGCUCCUAAAUGCGACUGAAACGAACAUAACAGCUUUCUGGGCGAGAGGGAUUGGGUGUUUCGGAAAGCGGUUCUCUCCACAGCGCGUACAUUAGACUGCUCGCCGCCUUUUAUGGCCCGAGAUCGCAACAGACUCUGUACAACAUAUCGCUGAAGCUAGCUGAGGGCAAUGUGUUCGAGCUGAUUGGAAAAGGUUGCUUCGUCCGAUGGAUUACCGUCAUAUUCUUGGUCAUGGGCUCCAUUUCGUGCUGAAUCCCCGCGGAAGUUCAGAGCUAGUCGCACAACACCUUAGAGGAAGAAGAGCGGGAGAUAGUAAUUGAGCGGUUGCAGAACAUGGAGUUAGUGCAACAAUGUCAGCCACGUACAGGUCUGCCGGCCAUACAAUCAAACUCCGACUUAUG
Cladophialophora immunda is the source of this 3608-nucleotide messenger RNA. RefSeq lists its product as hypothetical. The record is from RefSeq and is a predicted model, not a curated record. NCBI's taxonomy places the organism in Eukaryota, Fungi, Ascomycota, Eurotiomycetes, Chaetothyriales, Herpotrichiellaceae. Gene Ontology annotation, biological process: carbohydrate metabolic process. Gene Ontology annotation, molecular function: UDP-glycosyltransferase activity; hexosyltransferase activity. Bases 1032 to 2897 code for a protein of 621 amino acids. The transcript is spliced from 6 exons.